AUGAGUCAAGAAAAUUAUGACGAUGAUGUGAGUAAAAUACUUUCAGUUUAAAAGAAUGAAAAUGAAGGUGUUGCUGCUGUUGAUGCUUCAAAUAAGCUCUAAAGUUCAGAAUCAAAGAAUGAUGAUUACGAAAUCCUCUGUAAUCCAUAAGAACUUAUUUAACUUCAAAAGGAAUGUUAAAUUGUUUCUGAAAAAUUAGAAUAAGCCUAAAAAUGUAUCUUAGAAAAAGAAACAAUUAACUUCGAACAAGAAAAGAGAAUUAAAUAAUUAACUGAAGAAAACAGCUUACUUUAAGAGCAAGUCAAAGAGCAAUAGAAAAAGUUUGAAGAUGAAAAAUCUAACUUAGAUAUAAAAAAUGCUUAAAUAACUGGUUUAGAAAAUGAAAUUAAAAUGUUAAAGAGUGAACUUAAUGACGCCAAGCAAAUAAUAGAAUAAUCUUAGAAAAAAUGUGCUUAAUAAACUGAGAAAGCUCAUCACUAUGAAGAGGAAUUGAAUAAACUCAAGUAAUUGAUUGAUGCAACUAACUUUUAAAUUCAAGAAUAAAAUAAAUUGAACCAAUCCUUAAUCAGAAGAAACAAUGAUAUUGUGAGUCAACAAUAAAAGAAAGAAGAAGAAUUAAAAAAGAAAGACUAAAACAAGUUAAUGUUCUCAAGAAUUGAGUCUGUUAAUAACAUAUUUGAAUAAGUAGAAACCUUAAAAAGUGAACUCCUAACUUAUGAAGAGCUUUUUAAAAACUUGGAUUUCCCCAUAUUCUGGGACAUUCUCUCAAGCAGAGUAAAUGAAAAGGUUGAUAAGCAUAAUGGAAAUAAGACUGAAUUUAGACAAUCUCAACUUAAAUAUGAAACUAAAUAAAUUUGCGAAGGAUUAUAACAAGCUUUAAAAGUUCAUAAUGUCAACUAUAAAUUUGAAAUUUGA
Tetrahymena thermophila SB210 is the source of this 915-nucleotide messenger RNA. RefSeq lists its product as hypothetical. The transcript has a single exon. Lineage: Eukaryota; Ciliophora; Oligohymenophorea; Hymenostomatida; Tetrahymenidae. The record is from RefSeq and is a predicted model, not a curated record.